CGAUGCUUUUUUCCUUUCGAUAAUCAUACCAAUGAGCUUCCAUGUAGUUUUUAAGUUUUCUUUGUUUAAAUCAAACUGUGCUCUAAAGUAAUUUGUUUUAGCAGCUUCUUUGAUUUUAUUUAAUCUAUUGUUAUACGUUUUAUAAUACUUAAUGUAGGCACACCUACAGUAAUAACAAGUAUAUCAGACAAAGUGCCCUUAAACUGGGUCCUUUGAAAUUGCCCAUAAAGGUAAAAGUUGAACCAAGCAAUACAGCUAUAGCUAUAGAACAGCUAUAGGUACGUAGUUGAGAGAGUAGUGUAUCGUGAUCGUCAAGGUCAAACGCCUUCUUAAAGUCCACAAGUAGAAGUCCAAGAGUUUUUUAUCCAUGUUGGUUAAGAUGUUAUCAGAUAGAUCAGUAAUAGCAAGCUCGCAAGAGCGAUAAGAAGCGCGAUCGUACUGCGAGAGAAAUUCAUAAAACGUAAGGUGUACGUGGCGCUCGAGAAUUUUGGAAGGAAUGGGAAGAACAGAUAUAGGACGAAAAUUAGAUCAGUCAAAUAGUGAACCAUCUUUAUGCAAUGGAGAGACUUUUGCAGUUUUCCAGAUGUCCAGAAAAGAAGAAGAAGAAAUACUGAGGUUGAAAAUUGCAGCCAUGGAUGGGAGAGAUAGAAGGAACUGAAAGUUUCAAGAAAUAGCUGCUCAGGCCAUCUAGUCCGCAACGAUCAUGUCAGAAUAUUGGAUGUCAUGGGCGAUCAACAUGGACAGGGAAAGUAUUGUGGCAAGAAGAGUCAUUUUGCUGUUAUAUCGAUACGAUCUGCAAAAGUCAGACUGCAUUCAGAUAGAGCAUUUGAAAAGAUAGGCUUUAAUGCAACGUACUAUGUGAUUGAUAAUUAUUCUAAAGGCAUCAAUCUGAGAGUGAAAUCUUCGACCGCCACGGAGUUGAUGCUGGAUAUUGCAGACCUUGGAUUCAAAUUUACUGAGCUGUUUGUUCUAUACAAAGAAAAGGAGAGCCAAAAGACUUGGAAAGUUUCAACGACAUCCUCGACCAAUAUUACCAUCCGGGGACUUCUUCCGUCCAAACAAUAUGAAGCGAGAGCAGUAGGAUAUUUUAAAGGAAGGGUUUACGAGAGCCAGUUAGUGACAACUGUAACUAAACAACAACCGCAGGAGCAGAUGUACGAUUAUGGACCGUCUGUUGGAGACAGCGUCGUUUCACAUGAAUGGGGAGACUUAAAAAAAUGUUUUGGAGUAGAACUGAAUGAAGAGGGAGUCAAUAUAUUCAUGAAACGUUAUCAUAAGGUUUACAUUUGUCGCAACGGCGUUAUUCGCUUUGGAGAAAACGUUUUCCCUCGCUGGCCUAAGCCAUUCAGCGGUAGCACCGAAGGGUGUAAAAACGACCUUGCAAUGUUAGCACCAUACUGGGCAACCACAGAUCCAUAUUCCUUCUAUCAACUAAGGAUAUCUGCAGUUUACUACCAAAUUUACACUUCAUCUCAAAAAACUGUAAAGUCCAAAGAAGUAUUAAACCGGGCCACGUCAGAAGUCAACAGACUUUACGAAGAUCCUCUACCAGAAGAAUUCCAAGCAACACUUGUUUUAAUCGUUACGUGGCAUAAUCUUCGUCACUUAAACUUGAAUUCCGAAACUCGCAGUUUGUACAACACCUUUCAGGCUGUGAUCAUCACAGAUGGUGUCUUCACCUUUGUGAUGUAUAACUACCCACCUAACGGUAUUCAGUGGUCAGCGCCAAUGGCAAGGGCUAAAUGGCGUCUCUACAGUACUGGAAGUUCUGUUAAUGACCCUCUUCCGGUGGUUGGCUGGAGUGCUGGAUGCGAACAAUACGAAUACUUCAAUGUAUCAAGGUCCGGAGAGGUAACAAUUGGAGAUAUAGGUGCAAUUUAUGGUCAAACUGUGUCUAGAAGAGAAGGGGGAUUUAAGCAAAACAGCCACGGUUUCAAGGGGAAAUGGUUAUUCCGAUUGGAAAUAUCAACUGGUCAAAGUUCAGAGCAGCACUGCAAAAGUUGGUUCAAAAUGCAACCAGAUCCACGGCCUUACCUUGAAUACCUUGAACCUUGCCCUUGCACAUUUUUCCAAGCCCGAUGGGACGAGAGAUUCAAUGUCGAAGAAGACUGGCGAGGCAAAUCCAAAAUUUGUGCCUAUUCCACCUUCACUUCUAAAGACGGUUGGCAACAAGAAUGCUGUUACUCUAACGACUGGAGAAGCAAUGGUGCACUUAUCGUGGGUCAUCCAGGGGGAGGUGGUGCUCUCAGGGAAAACUACGAAACGAACGAAGUUAAUAACGCCUACGACUGGUGCUGUGCACAAUCCACAAUGUGUCAUCUGUACUACCAGAGAAGACCAUCAGACGACUGCAAGCAAUACGAACCACCUGAGUGGAGUUGGAUGUGGGGCGACCCUCACUUUGUCACUCUUGAUGGCAAAAACUACACAUUCAACGGUCUUGGUGAAUAUGUGAUGCUUGAUGCAAAGAACGGCUUCUUUCAGCUCCAAGCGCGUACAAGACUCGCUAAAGGUGAUGGGACUGCUACUGUGUUCUGUGCUGCAGUGGUCAAAGAAAGAAAUACAAGCAAAGUGCAAGUGAAUUUAGAGAGACAAGCAGGUAACAUGACACUGUUUAUUGAUGAAGAGAUCUUGGAUUACUAUAGUCUUACAAACCAAUCGACCAGACUCAAUGGCUCUGUCGUUGUCUCCCGUCCAAAAGAAAACGCAUUUAGAGUAACAUUUCCAUCUGGAAUCUCUGUUACUGUAACAGAGGUAAAGGGUGCCCUGUCCAUCUUAUUAGCAAUGCCUAAGUCAUUCAGGAACCAGACGAGAGGGUUGUUAGGAACCUGGAAUGGGAACCAAACAGAUGACCUGACAACACCCAGUGGUGAUGUUUUACCAGCGGAUGCAAGCAGCAGGGACAUUCACUUUCGAUUUGGACAGAAAUGCAAGUAAGCGAGAGUACCUCGCUUUUUACCUAUCAGUUCGGCGAGAACGUGUACACGUUUUCAAACAAGUCAUUCGUGCCUAUGUUUAUAGAGGAUCUGAAAUUCUAUAAUGAAUCUCUAAAGAAAC
Messenger RNA from Actinia tenebrosa (Australian red waratah sea anemone), 3057 nucleotides. RefSeq lists its product as uncharacterized. The record is from RefSeq and is a predicted model, not a curated record. Gene Ontology annotation, molecular function: protein binding; protein-lysine 6-oxidase activity. Gene Ontology annotation, biological process: cell-matrix adhesion; peptidyl-lysine oxidation. Gene Ontology annotation, cellular component: membrane. Lineage: Eukaryota; Metazoa; Cnidaria; Anthozoa; Actiniaria; Actiniidae.